This is a messenger RNA of Symbiodinium necroappetens, 1758 nucleotides long. The record is from the annotation of a GenBank genome assembly. NCBI's taxonomy places the organism in Eukaryota, Dinophyceae, Suessiales, Symbiodiniaceae.
AUGCCUGCUGGCCUGCCAGAGAUUGAGUCUGCUGGCCUUCGCUUGGAGCAUUUAUCCGAGCAUGAAGGGCGAUGCCUGGCAGCACAGAGAUGCUUCAAAGCGGGAUCCGUUCUGCUGGUGGAGAAGCCCAUUGUCCGGCGAAGUGUGGCUGAACUGUCUGCUGCCAUGAGACAGCACCCUCACGACUUUGCGCUGCUUCGAGGUGCUGACAAUCUGGCAGCAGCAGAGGUCAAUCUCGAACUUGCGGACCAGUCGUUCAUUCUGGAAGCUGAGACGAACAGUUUUUUGUUCCAAGGCAAAGUCGUUGGCUUCAAUGCUUUCUCGAUGCUGAACCACGCCUGCGCGGCCAGCAUGGAGGAGAAUGUUUGCUUUUCCAUCCUGAGCACUGGAGACCGCCCGAUCAAUGACGACCUCGAGGUGAAGCUCAUUGCCAUACGGGAUAUCCAGGCAGGGGAGCCUCUGCGAGUCUCCUAUCACGAACUUUUUGCGGAACCGCGGGCCAGAGAAGAACGCAUUCGUUCGCAUUGCGGCGGCCGAUGUGGCUGCUCUCGCUGCCGUUUGGAAGCAGAAAAGCCGAUGCUGGCCGACAUAGGCUUGCAGCUUUCGCUGGAAAGAUGGAGCCCCAGGUGUCAGGCUUGCAACAGUGCAGCACCAAAUAUACGGCCGGGUGAUGCAGUGCAAAUACUUCGCCACCGCGAGCUGGCUGGAGCCAUGGGAAUCACGCAGGAAGUCCGAGGGGGCAAGACUUUGAUUCUCAAGACUUUGCUGCAUGGUCGCGAGCACGAAGGUGAGUUAUUGCUAGACAACGUGCGCAGUCUCAGUGCCGUGAAAGAUCUGCACAGGUGCAGUGGAUGUAAACUUGUCUACUUCUGCUCACGCUCAUGCCAGCGGCAAGGAUGGCAUGCACAUCGAAGAUUCUGUACAGGAUCCGCGCAGCCUAAAGCAGGACAGUUUUCAGAAGAGAGCUGGAUGCCCGAAAGGGCAGCUCUUCACGAACUUCGCGCGAAGUUUGAUAAUCCAGAAGCUCGACAACUGGCAUCUACUCAAGACUUGCUAUCUGCAUUCAGAAGGUUCCAACACUUCAUUGACAAAUGGAUGCAGGCUGGAAGACUUCCACACUUGGCUCCGGGCCACUAUGCGAUCCAGGAAGCAUUGCUUGUUGCCAUCCCCAUCGGAUCGCUUCUUCUCUGGAAGUCUGCGGCAAUGCCGCCGGAGGUCAAAUCCGAAAUUUUCGAGCGAUUGGUGAAGAUGGUGUCUAUGCAUGUACAGCAUGUGCAGAUGCUGGUUCCUAGAUUUCACAUUGCUUAUUGGACAGCACUACACUAUGUCUUAGGACUCCUGCUGUUGGGGGACUUCAUCGAUGCGCUUCAAAACUGCUCAGCAGUGUCGCUGGUGCCCCUGACCACCUUGUUCGAAAGCUGCUUGGAUGUAGCUGAGAUUUUCGAUGCGGAUGCUGCGGAAAGUUACGAGUCCAUGAUGAGUCAUCGACAAGCUCAAUCAGCUUCAGGGUCUCGAGCAUUUCAGAACCUCACAGCUGAUCCUAGUAAGUUGGCAGCGUUCUACAGCAUUGAUCCUGAACUGCCUCUAAAGCAAAAAAUGGCACAAAUGGCCGAGAUCCUGCAAUCAAGCAAGCCUGCGGAAUCACAUUCAUCGCACUCGUCAUUGCCGAUGCCAGCCUGGAAAAAACAGCUUGGGCCUCAAGCAGGAGCAUCACACGACGCCUCUGCUAGUACUUGUCGUCUCGAUACGCUGGAUUGA